AUGACCGUGGUUGCGUCAAGCCCAAAUCCUUCGUUUCUGUCGAGGUGUGCAAGCGCCGCCCCCGCCGGUCCGCCUGGUAAGAAAUCUCGUCUCAUCGUCCUCGUCGUCCUCGUCGUCGCAUGCCCCUGGAGAAACGGCAGUCCCGGAUGCGAUGGUAUCCGACUUCUGGCCCCGGGAGGUCGCCAAACCACGCGUCCUUCUUUCGGUUCGCGUUCCAUCCCCAACGACGAUGCGCUCGUUUGCUGGCUGGACGCAUCGAAAUGCUCGCUUGUCAGACCCCUAUGGGUCCCCGUUCGUGAGUCCGAGAUGAAAGGACGCUAG
This is a messenger RNA of Colletotrichum higginsianum IMI 349063, 321 nucleotides long. RefSeq lists its product as uncharacterized. The record is from RefSeq and is a predicted model, not a curated record. The coding region runs from base 1 to 321 and encodes 106 amino acids. NCBI's taxonomy places the organism in Eukaryota, Fungi, Ascomycota, Sordariomycetes, Glomerellales, Glomerellaceae. The transcript has a single exon.